UCUGAAACCAACGUGCCAUGCAAAAAGAUACUAACCAAAUAUUUCCGGCCGAUUGAAAAGAAUGGUUCAGGCUCCAGCAGAGAUUCAGGUUUGGUUCUGUUUACCCUGCACAAAUUACUCAGCACCCAGGGAUUGUAUUGGCAACGAGGAAAAUAACACCGCCUUGGCCAGAUGGUAGGCACCCUGAGCCGACGGCGUCAGACACGAUAGCGGGAUCGGUGAGAUGGUUUGGGGCAAUCGUAUCGUUAAAAAAGCAGCACGCAGGGGCCAAAAAGUGGUAAAAAUAUUUAUUUGGUUUCAAUCCAGCCCAGGCACGGGUUGUGGGGCUCCCCAGAGGUGCUCUGGGUGAGGGGCCUUCUUUGGAAAGGAUCAUUUUGCUCUUAGUCACCGCGCAGGUAGUGUUACAGGAGGUGUGCGCUGGCAGCCAGCCCGAGUCCACCCCGCUCCUCGCUGAUUGCCAGAAAGCUAACGAGCAAAUACUUCCGCUUUCAUGCUGUUCCCUCCCCUCCGGCUGGACCUGCAACCUGUCCCAAGGCUGUGUUAGGGCCAAAGUGGAGCUUCCGGGGAAGCAGCUUGCGUAAAAAGAGUGACCCAGAGAAGUAAAACCGAGUGAAGGAGGGCUGGAGAGGCCAUCCUGUGUGCGGGGCAGGAGCUGGGCAGAAAGUACCGGGUUUUGUCGUGUGGACGAGCCACUGCCUGCCUUCUUCCCACCGUGGGUCUCGGGGAGAUGAGCAUUUCGUCGGAGCACAAGCCCCUCGGGAAGCAGGUCACUGGCAGCCUGCACACGACACCAGGGCUUGCCAGAUGUGUGGUCACGAAGAGGAUUCUACUUUGGUUACAGAAGGGCCACGUCCCUCGCAGGCAUACAAGGCAGCAGCAAACAACCUAGCUCUGGUGCUUGUUAAAUCCUCUGUGAGCCGCUUCAGCUCACUAAAAGGAAGGAGAAGCAGAGCUGGCAGCAGAGCUGGCACAAGCAUGUGACUAGAAGCACUGGAGCAGAUCCUUGCAUGAUCGGAUCCAAGAAAGAGCAGCUGUCACCAAUCGUGGAGCUGAACGUCGGUGGGGAGAUGUACACGACGACACUGAGCACCUUAAAGAAACACCCUGGCUCCAAGCUGGCAGAGAUGUUCACCGGCCAGCCCAAACUCAGGAGAGACUCAGAAGGCAGGUUCUUCAUCGACAGGCCGGGGACCUAUUUCAAAUACAUCUUGGAGUACCUGCGCAGCAACCAAGUGCCCACCCAGUGCAUCCAGGACGUCUACAAGGAGGCCUUGUUCUACGACAUCGAGCCUCUAAUCAAGCAGCUGGAGGACUCCCCGCAGAUCUUUGGGGAACUCGUGGCGAGGAAGCAGUUCCUGGCCCGCGUGCCCAACUACAGCGAGAACAUCGAACUGAUGAUCCGCAUCGCGAGGGCAGAGGCGGUCGCGUCCCGCUGCUCCGGCGUCAUCGUGUGCGUUGUCAGAACGGAGGAGGACGCAGCCAGGUGUCAGGAUGCCUUGAACAGUUUGGACAUGGACAAAAAAUCCGUGGUGAAAUUCGGCCCCUGGAAAGCAGCACCGAGCAUUUCUGAUUUGCUGGACUGCAUUCAAAUGGAUGUUGAAGCAAAAGGGUACAAAAUAUCCUUUCAGCCCCACGUUGCUGAAAAAGGUUUUCGCUUCAAAUCGCACGACUUCUUCUACAAGUUCCUGUUCACCUGGUGGUAGCAAAGUGCCACCACUGAUGGAGAGCAAAAGAAAGCUACUAUUUAAACAAGUUAACUUAGGCUGUGGAGACUGUGGGCCCACGAAAGACUCUCUGGUUGUUUGCCAAUUUAAAGAGCAUGUAAGAGCCACUGUUUUGUUGGGCUUUAGGGGAUAACUGUACAAUUUAAAAGGUGUGUGUGUCUUGAAAUGCAGUAUGAUAUUUUCCAAAAUGUUUAUUCCUUUUGUGUCCACUAGUACUGACUAUAUUGAGAAGUAAAGGCACUGCAGAGCCAGCCGAGGUACCAGGAAAAGGAGGAAAUUUAAUCUUUGUUGCCAACAAUUAGAUUAAUUGAGAGAGCCAGAUUUUAGAGUUGAGUCAAUCUCACUCAACCUAAGGGAAAUAAAUAAUCCCAAAUAUCUCUUGUGGACAUGCAUCAUUAGUCUCUUAGUACAAACAGGAACACAUUGCUGCCUUAGGGUCCAAACUUGUUACUAGGGUUAAGAGCAGCACAUGGACUUGUCCCCUGUACUCAGCUUUAUUUUGAUUCAUAAAUACAAAGAUCUAGAGUCUCUUCACAUAAACCUGCUGACCUCAGAGCCUUCUCCUUGCUUUGAACACCCAUAUGUUAGGAUCUGCUGUACCAGAAGCUGCACAGAGUGUAGCAGCCACAAUUUUAUUCCUAAUAAACACGGACAGUAUUGACUAUAAAGGACACGGACCAACCUCUAAAUACUAGCUCACAUUUGCAGUGUUGAAAAAAAAAUCAAUUUUGUAAAGCAAGAGAUCAAAUUUGGAAGCAGUUUUGAGAGAGAAGACAGGAGUACAUAAAAUCUUUUCUCUAAUUAAUAUUUCACUGUUUCUCAUGAAUAAUAAUCAUAAUUAUAAUCAGACAUAAUCUGAACUAUGAAAAAAAAACACAUACACGUGCAAUUCCAAGUGGAAUCACUGAAAGCUGUGUAAAUACUUACUCAACUUGAAUUUGGAUCUUUAAUGAGAAAGCUAAAGCUCUGUCUCUCACCGUUUUCCACGCCAGAACCUACGUUAAAAAGAAUUUCAGUGUCCCAUUCUCUCCUCUUGUUCCUUUCUAGCCUGCUCUCCAGACAAUGUAUUUAUUACUGCUAUUUAUUAUUUAUUUGGAAGGAAAGAUAGCUUUCCUUUCAGCUAUGGUCCAGGAUCAACAAAAAAUAAAAACACCAUCACUGAUCUGAGGACACGCACUCCUCUCUCCUGUCACACUACUUCAAUUUUUUUAUUGUGGCAUUCAUUAUUAUUACAGCACUAUAUCUAAUUUUAUAAGCUUCUGGAAGAAUAGGGAACCCCCCUGUGAUUUGACUGGAAGGAAGUGCCACUGAAGCUAAA
Cygnus atratus (black swan) is the source of this 3042-nucleotide messenger RNA. RefSeq names its product potassium channel tetramerization domain containing 14 (gene KCTD14). Bases 1008 to 1703 code for a protein of 231 amino acids. The record is from RefSeq and is a predicted model, not a curated record. The transcript has 5 exons. Gene Ontology annotation, molecular function: protein binding. Gene Ontology annotation, biological process: protein homooligomerization. NCBI's taxonomy places the organism in Eukaryota, Metazoa, Chordata, Aves, Anseriformes, Anatidae.